UACAAAAUAAUGCUACUUUUUUUGUCCACAUUCAGACAAUAAUCGGCUCAACUUGUCACUUCAGCAUUUCAUUUCGUGUCGCAAGCCAAAUUAAUAUUUAUACUAAUCGGAUGAAAUUUGAAAGAAAUAUCCAUCGGUAAUUCAAAAUCAAUACACCAAAAAUCUCAAAGUAAGAAAAAAUCGGUACUGCAAGUCUGCAACGAUAUGGUGCCGAGAUGGAGAGGAAGGAAUGUCGGCUGUUUCGAAGUGACACUGCGUACCUUUUGUACCUUCAUCAACAGAAGAUUCAACCCAAUAAAGAAGAACUUAAGAAAAAGUCAGAGAAAGAGAGAAGGAUCCAACUUUAUGAGGAGAAUUGUCGUAGAAAUGGAGUUUUCCGUCUUUCUCGAUUUAGUCGUCAGAUUGGAACUUCCGAUGUUGAUAUGUCUAAUGCAUGCCUUAACAAUGUGGAGCUUUUAACCAUACUCAACACAAUCAAGUUUGACCACACAGUAAGACACUUGGACCUGUCGGGAUCAAUAAUGUGUGCCCAGUCCUACAAACAUCUCUGUAAAUUUCUAAGAAAUAAUUGCUCUUUAUUAAUCCUGAAACUCCAAAAUUGUUUCAUUCAAGGAGAAAUAUUUCAUGCUGUCACAGCUAGUCUACGAAGCUCCAAAGUUGAGUUUUUGGAUUUAGGAAAUAAUGGCGUAAAUGACAACGAUUGUGAAACAUUGUCCAUAUUACUGGCCAUGAAUACAUUAAAAGAACUUUAUUUAAACCAUAACAGAUUAGAAACAAGAAAUUUUAGACAAGUAGGAAUUUCAUUAGCGCAAAGUCGACUGGAAAUUUUGGAUUUGUCAUGGAAUCGUAUCCGCUUAACAGGGGCCAUAGAAAUAGCCAGAGGUAUCUCGCGAAAUACAAACUUGCGAAGUCUAAAUAUGUCAUGGAAUGGUUUUGGGUUUGAAGGAUGCGUCGCACUUUCGGAAAUGUUAGAAGCAAACAACGUUUUGACAGAGCUUAACCUUAUGAACAAUAGGAUUCAUCCGCCUGCACUUAUUGCACUCAUUCGAGGAUUAUCAAGAAAUAGUGUCCUUAAAAUACUGAACUUGAGCAUGAAUCCGAUUCCAGUAUCGUAUACGUGUUUCCUUUUGGGUAACAUCCUAAAGACUUCAUCUAUCCAGGAAUUGAUUUUAAAGAGAAUAGUUGUAAAUAACGAUUUUCUGGACAUUGUAAAAAACAUCCAGAGGACGAGACAUGUUCACGUGGAAUACGACAGGUGUCUCCCCGUCCCCUCCUUAAAUCAGCAAACUUUGUCUGAGGAGGUCAGGGCGCCCUGGCUCUUCAACCUUGACCCACUUAACCUUCUGUUCAUGUUGAAGGAGAAGAACAGGGCCCAGGACUUCUUUAACAAGAUCAACAGGGACGGGGAUGAUGUUCUGUCUUACCAGGAGUUCAGAGAGCUCUUCAAGAAAGCCGGUAUUCCAGUCUCUCAGUUGGUUCUGGAUAAAAUAAUAGAAUUCUUGGAUAAAAAUAAAGAUGGAAACAUUGAUUUAAGUGAGUUUUUGGAUGGAGAUAAAAGAAUUAAGAAAAUUGCAAGAGGACAGGCAAAAGAAACUGCAAGAAGAGAAAGCUACACUAAAUAUUCUCGUUCCUUCAGAAAAGCAAAGAUUGACCCACAAACCUAUCGUCUCGAUAUUGAAAACAGCCAAUAAAAAAAA
This is a messenger RNA of Saccostrea cuccullata (small rock oyster), 1697 nucleotides long. RefSeq names its product leucine-rich repeat-containing protein 74B-like. The coding region runs from base 216 to 1691 and encodes 491 amino acids. The transcript has 12 exons. NCBI's taxonomy places the organism in Eukaryota, Metazoa, Mollusca, Bivalvia, Ostreida, Ostreidae. The record is from RefSeq and is a predicted model, not a curated record. Gene Ontology annotation, molecular function: protein binding; calcium ion binding.